This is a messenger RNA of Quercus lobata, 2043 nucleotides long. RefSeq names its product cyclin-A1-1-like. Gene Ontology annotation, biological process: mitotic cell cycle phase transition. NCBI's taxonomy places the organism in Eukaryota, Viridiplantae, Streptophyta, Magnoliopsida, Fagales, Fagaceae. The coding region runs from base 313 to 1815 and encodes 500 amino acids. The transcript is spliced from 11 exons. The record is from RefSeq and is a predicted model, not a curated record. Gene Ontology annotation, molecular function: cyclin-dependent protein serine/threonine kinase regulator activity.
AUAAUUAAAAAAACCAUUAUUAAAAUCACACUCAAAACACUCACACUGAAACGCUCUCUCUUCCUCACUCUCUCUCUCUCUCUCUGCAAAACCCUCAAAAAAUCCAAGAAUUCUUCAAAGACUCUCUCUUUGAAGACUUGGACUUUGUUUCUCUGUGUGAAAACUGAAAAAGGGUUUUGGGUUUCUUUGCUUAGCUUUGUUGCUCUCUUGUUCUUGAGCUAAAAGAACAAGGGUGAACUAGAGCGAGUGUGUGAGUGUGAGAGAGGAAAGAGAGGUUCUUGGAGUCAAACUGUGAACUGGGUUUGAUUCAAAAUGUCGACCCAGAAUCGCCGUUCGUCGUUUUCUUCAUCAACAUCUUCUUCUUUGGCGAAGCGACAAGCCUCGUCUUCGACAUUGGAGAAUCCCGGAAAGGCCACAAUGAUUGCACCUCGCUUGGCCAAGAAGCGAGCUCCACUUAGUAACAUCACCAAUGUCAAGAAUGUGGCUCACAUUGUUUCACGGAGCUCCGUUCCCUCUUCUACUUUGAUGCCAUCUGCAACUAAAAGUGCCAAGGCAAAGAAGGCACCCUCUGCUAGCGCCGGUAGCACGGCGUUUUCCAGGACCAAUUUUCCUGCAUCCUUGAAUGUUAAAUCAAGUGUACUUGUUCCUUGUAGCAAGGUUACAUCUUUCCCUAGAAGUAAUGAAACUGUCCCUAGCACAGCUGCUGUUCCUGCAUCUUGCAGCAUGGAUGUUUCUCCAAGUAAAUCAGAUGGACUUUCAGUUUCUUUGGAUGAGACAAUGUCUACUUGUGAGUCUUACAAGAGUCCUGAAGUUGAAUACAUUGACAACAAUGAUCUUCCAGCAGUUGAUUCUAUGAACAGAAAGACAUUAAGCAACCUCUACAUUUCAGACCAUGAAGAAAAAACAGGAAAUAUCUGCAAUAGAGAUGUCCUUGCAGAGAUGGAUACAGAUGAUAAUAUUGUUAAUGUUGAUAACAAUUACAUGGAUCCACAGCUUUGUGCAACCAUUGCUUGUGAUAUUUACCAGCACUUGCGUGCCUCUGAGGCAAAGAAAAGGCCUUCCACAGACUUCAUGGACAAAAUUCAAAAGGACAUCAAUGCCAGCAUGCGUGCAAUAUUAAUUGAUUGGCUUGUGGAGGUGGCUGAAGAGUACAGGCUCGUACCUGACACAUUAUAUUUGACCGUAAACUACAUAGACCGGUAUCUUUCAGGGAAUUUGAUGAAUAGGCAACGGUUACAGUUACUUGGUGUUGCGUGCAUGAUGAUUGCCUCCAAAUAUGAGGAGAUUUGUGCACCCCAGGUAGAAGAGUUCUGUUACAUAACUGAUAACACAUAUUUCAAGGAAGAGGUUUUGCAAAUGGAAUCUGCAGUUUUGAACUACUUGAAGUUUGAAAUGACAGCACCAACAGCUAAAUGUUUCUUAAGGCGAUUUGUUCGUGCUGCUCAAGGAAUAAAUGAGAUUCCAUCAUUGCAGUUGGAGUGCUUAGCCAACUACAUUGCAGAAUUAUCUCUCUUGGAGUACAGUAUGCUUUGCUAUGCUCCAUCACUUAUAGCUGCUUCAGCAAUUUUCUUGGCCAAUUAUUUUCUUUUCCCUUCAAAGAGACCAUGGAAUUCCACCUUGCAGCAUUACACACUUUACCAGCCUUCUGAUUUGUGUGACUGUGUCAAGGAUCUUCAUCGCCUGUGCUGCGAUAGCCAUAAUUCUAGUUUACCUGCUAUCAGGGAGAAAUACAGUCAGCAUAAGUACAAAUAUGUGGCGAAGAAGUAUUGCCCCCCUACAAUACCUCCAGAGUUUUUCCACAGUUUAAGUCACUAGACAUUUGGAUUCCUGGUCCAAUGCUACAGUUGGAUAUAGACUUGACAUCAGUUCACGGAUACUAGCAGCUAGUUGGUUCCAAGCAAUGGAAUUUUUUUUCUUUUUCUUUUUCUUUUCUUCUGCCAUUUUGUAUAAUGUCUUCUUUUUCACGAUUUCAUUGUUAAUGUAGUACGUUAGUAUUUUUGUGUAAACUCCAAAUGUUGUAUGAUAUGCUUUCUUUCUUUCCCA